This is a messenger RNA of Haemonchus placei, 306 nucleotides long. The record is from the annotation of a GenBank genome assembly. Lineage: Eukaryota; Metazoa; Nematoda; Chromadorea; Rhabditida; Trichostrongylidae.
AUGCUCUCAUUAUUUGUAAGUGGACCGAAUGCGGAAAUCGCCCUCUACCGCGACGAUUCCGGACCUGCAAAGACGACCAGAGUCAAGCUGGCGAAGUACGAGUGGUGGUUUUACAGUCCUGAUCUCGUUCCUUCCAUCUAUCAGCUGUUCUGCCGUCUGCAGCGCUCGUUAGAGAGAAGUUUGGAACGGAGAAUAAGCUUAGAGAGGCAUUCGAAGUUUUUUCCAAUCUUCCGUCUAUCAGGGAAAAAGGAAUUGACAAGGUGCCCAAGGCGUCGAGUAGUGGACGAUGAUGGUGCAAACUUUUGA